UCAUUGCAGGCUCAAUUUCUCAUCUCGGCAUUUUGCGUUUUUGAAGGGUUUAUUCGGGACAACAUGGCUGCUGCGGCGGGUCGUUACUACAACGAGGGUGGCAGAGCAACGAAAAGGCAAAAAACUGAGGAAGGAGGGAUGACUACGGAGGGCUACGACGACCCGCAUAAAACGCUCCCAUCUCCUGUGGUGCACAUCAGGGGCCUAGUUGAUGGCAUCAUGGAGGCGGACCUGGUGGAGGCUCUGCAGGAGUUUGGCACCAUCAGCUUUGUGGUCAUGAUGCCCAAAAAGCGCCAGGCCCUCGUGGAGUACGAGGACCUGAACGGCUCCUGCAACGCCGUGACCUACGCAGCCGAGAACCAGGUGUACAUCGCGGGCCACCCCGCCUUCAUCAACUACUCCACCAGCCAGAAGAUCUCCAGACCGGGAGACCCCGACGACUCGCGCAGCGUCAACAACGUCCUCCUGCUCACCAUCAUGAACCCCAUCUAUCCCAUCACCACGGAUGUGCUGUACACCAUUUGUAACAACUGUGGGCCCGUACAGAGGAUUGUUAUCUUCAGGAAGAACGGGGUUCAAGCCAUGGUUGAGUUUGACUCAGUGCAGAGUGCCCAGAGGGCCAAAGCGUCUUUGAAUGGGGCUGACAUCUACUCUGGUUGCUGCACCCUAAAGAUUGAGUAUGCUAAGCCAACUCGCCUCAACGUGUUCAAGAACGACCAAGACACCUGGGACUACACCAACCCUAACCUGAGCGGCCAAGAUGCUGACGGGGAAGGCAAUUGGAACAAUUCACAAGAUCCAAAUGCCAAUUCUAACAAGCGAGCAAGGCAGCCCGCCCUUCUGGGAGACCAUCCUCCUGAUUACGGUGGCGCUCAGGGAGGCUAUCAUGGCUAUAACGACGAGAGCUACGGGCCCCCCCCGCACUACGAGGGACGUCGCAUGGGGGCCCCCAUGGGGGGCCGUGGUCGAGGCCAGCGUUUUGGGCCUGGAUACGGCCCCCCGCCCCCUGAGUACGGCCCCCAUGCGGACUCCCCCGUUGUCAUGGUGUACGGCCUGGAGCCCUCGAAGGUCAACGCAGACAGGGUGUUCAACGUCUUCUGUCUCUAUGGCAACGUGGAGCGGGUUAAGUUCAUGAAGAGCAAGCCUGGGGCAGCCAUGGUGGAGAUGGGAGACUGCUAUGCUGUAGACCGCGCCAUCACCCACCUCAACAACAACUUCCUGUUUGGGCAGAAGCUCAAUGUCUGUGUGUCCAAACAGCAGGCCAUCAUGCCCGGCCAGUCUUACGAGCUGGAAGACGGCUCCAGCAGUUUUAAAGACUUCCAUGGCUCCCGCAACAACCGCUUCACCUCCCCGGAACAGGCGGCCAAGAACCGCAUCCAGCACCCGAGCAACGUCCUGCACUUUUUCAACGGCCAGCCUGACAUCUCUAAUGAAAUCUUCAGCCAGGUCUGCGACGAACUGGGAAUCAAGAGCGCGUCGAAUGUCAAACUUUUUUCUGGAAAGAGCGGGGCUACAGGUGAGCGCAGCUCCUCCGGCCUGCUGGAGUGGGAGUCCAUCAACGACGCCAUGGAGGCUCUGGCCUUGAUGAACCACUACCAGAUGAAGAACCCUAGUGGUCCUUAUCCAUACACAUUGAAGCUGUGUUUCUCUACUGCGCAGCAUGCCAACUAACACACCCCACCGAGUAUCUGUCAUCCUAUAUCUGCAUAGUGUACAUUGCAUUUAUGUCUACACCUCCUGUAUAACACAUAGAAACUGAAUAAUGGUAUGAAACUGACACUAGUUCUCAUGUAACUUAAAGAAUAGAAGGGUGAGAGUUUUGUAUCAGUGAGUAAUGUUUGAUCUUUAAUUUUUUAACUCCCCCCAAUUUCAAUUGUGUUCAUUUACUUACAGUAGGCACAGAAGGGUGAACCUUGGACGUUCUAAUAUAAAAGUUUAUUUCACGUUGACACUGCCUUUUCUUUUUUUUUAAUAAAGUGAAUGGUGAGCGUU
Messenger RNA from Osmerus eperlanus (European smelt), 1992 nucleotides. It is a transcript of the gene hnrnpl, whose product is annotated as heterogeneous nuclear ribonucleoprotein L. NCBI's taxonomy places the organism in Eukaryota, Metazoa, Chordata, Actinopteri, Osmeriformes, Osmeridae. Gene Ontology annotation, cellular component: nucleus. The record is from RefSeq and is a predicted model, not a curated record. Gene Ontology annotation, biological process: mRNA processing; regulation of RNA splicing. The coding region runs from base 64 to 1671 and encodes 535 amino acids. The transcript has 14 exons. Gene Ontology annotation, molecular function: mRNA binding.